Cantharellus anzutake is the source of this 1226-nucleotide messenger RNA. Its product is annotated as BAR-domain-containing protein. The record is from RefSeq and is a predicted model, not a curated record. The transcript is spliced from 9 exons. Gene Ontology annotation, molecular function: lipid binding; protein binding. Gene Ontology annotation, cellular component: Rvs161p-Rvs167p complex; mating projection tip; medial cortex. NCBI's taxonomy places the organism in Eukaryota, Fungi, Basidiomycota, Agaricomycetes, Cantharellales, Hydnaceae. Gene Ontology annotation, biological process: plasma membrane tubulation; endocytosis; actin cortical patch localization. The coding region runs from base 64 to 861 and encodes 265 amino acids.
UUUGAAACCGAAAGUCAAGAGGUCGAUCCAACCCUUGAACUUGAAGAGAAUUAGUGUGUAACAAUGAGCUGGUAUGAAUUCAAGAAGACAGUCAAUAGGGCGGGAACCACGCUCAUGCAAAAGACUGGUCAAAUUGAGCGGACGGUCGAUCGAGACUUUUCAGAUGAAUCGGCCAAGUUCAAGACAUAUGAGAAAGAGACAAUUGCCUUGCAAAAAGAUAGCAAAGCCUUCCUUGAAGCGAUACGAGCAAUUGCAUCGUCACAGGUAAAAAUAUCGGAGACCAUCGAUGUGUUUUAUGGUGCUGCGGACCGAAUGUCCGAAGGCGCUAUGGCUGCGAAUGCGUAUCGACGAUCGACAGAGGAGCUAGAUGCAACCACGACAGGGCAGCUUGAUCAAGCUUUCCGGAACACUAUUCUUGAGCCCGUUGGGAGGAUGGCUUCUUAUUUCCCUAACAUCAAUUCCCUGAUAGAAAAGAGAAAUAAAAAGCUACUGGAUUAUGAUGCAGCACGAAGUAAACUGCGGAAGCUGGAGGGGAAGGUUGAUAACGACCCCACGAAGUUGCCACGGGCUGAGAAAGAGUACGAGGACGCGAAGGAAAUCUUUGAGACGAUCAAUGAACAGCUCGUUGCCGAACUCCCCCAAUUCUUAGACCUCCGGGUUCCAUACUUUGACCCCAGUUUUGAAGCAAUGAUUCGACUUCAAUGCAAAUUUGCAGAAGAAGGGUAUGAGAAACUAGGCGCAGUACAGCGAUAUUUCCCCGAUAACGUUCGGGACGACUAUGCUGCAGGGCAAUUGGACGCACAGGUAGAAAACGUACUUCAAGAAAUGAAAGAUUUAUCUAUUUGCAGUGCCAGUGGUUAGAGUGUGUUGACGCACGCGAUGACUUCGAACCAAAGACAGUAACAUUUGUCCUUGCUUAAUUCUACUUUGUACUUCCUGGCAUAUUUUUCGAGCCUGGUAAACCCGCUCUCAUGCAUUCUUUGAUCACCCUCUUCACAUUGGUGCUACUGUGCUCUGCACAGAGUCAUACACCCGUGGCAAUAUUACGCUUUUUUCGACGCUGAAAAUUUGUCAUCUCUUUCCCCUUUUGGUUUCUUUCUUUUCACUUUACAUAAUUUUUCUUACGUUUCAAGGUGUCAAUGUGCCCCUUGGUAUCGGUUCAGUUUGAUCAGUACCAUUGUAUCUGAAGGCCACCAUGUAUGACCUUCACUCGCUGCCGUGGCAUC